This is a messenger RNA of Nezara viridula (southern green stink bug), 2439 nucleotides long. Lineage: Eukaryota; Metazoa; Arthropoda; Insecta; Hemiptera; Pentatomidae. The record is from the annotation of a GenBank genome assembly.
UCAUAGUUGUCACAAAGCCAUUAGUUCAUUAACAUUGUGUAUAUAUAUUGUAUAUUGUAAGUGUGUAUAGUGGAAGGGACAACUUUAUUUAACUACAGACCUUUCUAAUUCAUUUGUAAAAAGCACAAAACAUGGUCUGUUCAAAUGGUAAUUAUUUUUAAAGUCAAAACAACACACUUUUAUUAUAACCUCCUCCCCCUUUUUUUUAUAAUGUGAAUGAUUCCCAAGAAUUCAAUUGAAAAUAAUGAAAAAAUCAAGGGAAGAAGAAAAAAAGCCAAAGAAGUCAACAGGCAAUACACAAUGUCGCCAAGGAAGUUCUGCCACUUCAGGUCAAGAAUCAAAAGCAAAAGUUACUAAAACACUAAAAAAGAAGGACAAAUGUGAUGAAGAUUACCACAGCAUCGAAGAAAAAAAUUUAGAGAAACAUUUUUUGCAGUCGUUAGAGAUGUGCAAUUUGGCAUACAGUGAUAUUUUCCCAUACUUCUUUGAAGAAGUCAAUCAAACAUUGGAUUGUGAUGAAGAAGGGAGUGACACAUUGUAUACCUGCCCAGAAAUCAGUGAUGACAUUUUACCAAAAAGAGAAUGGCAGCAGAAAAUUAUGCAUGAAUACAUUACGGUGGUUCUUGAAUCGGAUCCUAUAUUAGCAUCCGUUCUACUAGUGAGGUUGUUGAAUCCUCAGGAAAAAUCAGACGAAUGUUUUUCUAUAAUAACAAGGUACUUGAAAAAUAUCAUUGAAAACCCGCAAAAUGAUAGGUACAGGCGUAUCAGAUACCAGAAUCCAAUAAUCAUUAGUAAAGUCUUAGAGACGAAAGGAGCUCUUAUGUUUCUCUUAAUUAUCGGAUUUGAAAUAGACGUUGAUAAAGAUGAGCUCACUGAAACAUUUCUUUCUUUUAAUGAAAACCACCUUCACUUGGCGGGAGUUAUUAAGUUGAUAAGCGAUGUCAAAGGAUUUCAACUGAUUGCCGUUGAAGAUUAUGAUGAAAAAGAUAAAAACGAGAGCCAUACCGCCAGUGACGGUAGUCGCGAAGAUGAGGCUUUCUAUAAACUAACGUCAAAGGAUUUGAAGAAGAACCAAGCGUUGAGAGUCCUGGAAAUUGAAAAAGAAAGCCAGCUUAGGACUAAGAGUAUGAGAGAAAAAGAGAAGAGAACAGUACCAAAAUCGAAAGUAACGAAAAUAAGAAUAAGAACUCCAGAUGGUAAAUUGGUAGAAUCCACAUUUGAAAUAAGUGACAAGUUGCUUAAAGUUUAUGAUUUCAUAGAAGAAAAUUUGUCCAAUGGAAAGAGAUUCACUGUUUUGGUUCCUCCAGCAACUCCUUUCAAAGAUAGUGAUAAAGAUAGAACUCUCGUUGACUUGCAACUCUAUCCUGCCGUUUUACUAACACUGAAAUGGAUUCCAGUUGAAAAUACAGUAACUAAAGGAAAGAAAGUAAAAAAAUAAACAAAAUUGAUAAUUUUUUUUAAUCGUGAAUGAGCAUAUGUUCAACUUAGUUAUAGUUGUGUAAGUGUUUGAUAUUAUGCAUUACAUUUUCUUACAUAGUGUAUAUGAAACAAAUAACAAUUCUAGAACAUAAACAGUAGAACAUGAAAUCCAGAUAUUAUAAUAAAAUUCAUGCAGAAAGGUACAUAUUCACGUUGGGUACCAGUUCCACAUAACUACAACAAGAUGGCAGCUUGUUACAAGAUCAUCCAGAGCACGUAAUUCCUAGGUUCCUGAGGAAAUCCAAAAAUAGCCGAGGGUAAUUGUGUACAAGUGUCCUUCCACAUUGAAGAGUGGGCCAAGAUCUCACAAUCACGAAAUAAAUGGGAUUCCGAUAGUGGCCAAGAAAUGACGUCAUGUUCACGGUAUAACGUCCCUUUAUACAGAGCACGAUAUCCGAAUUCCUCAAAACUCCCAACUGUUCCUUAUUAGUAAAAAUUGGGACCUUUAAUAGCUUUAAUUCCAUCGCUGCUUUCGAAACCCGCUCUACGCUAGCUCAAAAGGGAUAAACAAAUCCCCAAGGGUCCUUUUAAGUUUAGGGGAAGAAGCCUUACCAAACAGUUGGUCACCUUCGGAACACACUCGGCUAUUCUCGGAAUCCUAUUUAUAGCUUGAUCUUAAGAUCUUGGCCUACUGGUUAAAGUGAAUUGACACUUGUACAGUAGUACCUAGCUGAGUGUGACAAAGCUGAUUAGAUUAAGCGAGAGAGCUGCUUUUGAAGUGUUCAUGUAGAUUUUUUAAGGUUAUAUUUCUCCAUUUCUAAUAAAAAUUUAUUAGCUAAUAAAUCAUCAUACCGGCCUAAUUAAAAUGAACCUAUUGAAAUUUAAAUAUUUCUUAUAGGUUCGUACGUAUAAAUGCGAAAAGUACUAAAUGUGUAUAAAAAAAUUACAAAAUUUAAAUAAGACUUUCAGAAUUAAAUUUGAACACCCACUGAUAGAUGUAAAUAAAAUACUUAUUAUGAU